UGAGUGAUGGUUUAGAAUUAGAAGGAAAUCUUUGGACUGCUCACUGCAAGUCUUUUCAUAAUUUUCUUGUAAAUAUUAUAAUAGAUGUUUAGAUUUAAGUACUUAAAUGUGAUUCGUGAAAAAUUAUAUUCGUUACAAUGUCAAAUAGUUCAAUUGAUGAGAAAUUGAAAGGUUUGCAAGAACGAUUUCAAAAUGAAAUGCGUACGCGGGGAGAUGGUGGUUUACAGAACCAAGGUGGUCUCGGAACACCUAAGUCUGGAGGCCGGAAGUUUAGACCCCUGUUCAAUAGAGAUAUACCAUUACCACCGAGAUCACCUCAGGCAACAGAAACUGAAUUCCGUAUGCGGGAAGUGUACAAGGUGAGUGGAAAGUUAAACGUGGGAGGUGUGGAGUACCGUUCCAGUAUAGAUGAAUUACAACACAUGGGUGAGCUCGGCAGUGGUACAUGUGGGCAUGUUGUCAAGAUGUUACACAAAACUUCCGGAGCUGUCAUAGCUGUUAAGCAAAUGCGACGUUCUGGUAACUCUGAGGAAACCAAACGAAUUUUAAUGGACUUGGAUGUGGUUGUUCGGUCACACGACUGUCCAUACAUUGUGCGCUGCCUGGGCUGCUUUGUGACGGACGCGGAUGUAUGGAUAUGUAUGGAACUGAUGGCGUCAUGCUUCGAUAAGUUACUCAAACGUCUUGGUGCUCCGAUACCUGAGGCAAUACUAGGCAAAGUCACUGUUGCAACGGUGAAAGCGCUGUCAUAUCUUAAAGAGAGUCACGGCGUGAUCCAUCGUGACGUGAAGCCGAGCAACAUUUUGUUGGACGAGCGCGGCAACGUGAAGCUGUGCGACUUUGGCAUCAGCGGCCGUCUUGUAGACAGUAAAGCAAAGACAAGGAGUGCAGGAUGUGCUGCGUACAUGGCUCCUGAACGGAUAGACCCUCCUGACCCCAGUAGACCGGACUAUGACAUUCGAGCAGAUGUGUGGUCUCUUGGUAUAUCCCUAGUCGAGCUCGCCACCGGUGUGUUCCCCUACAGAAACUGUCAAAAUGACUUUGAAGUCCUUACGAGGGUAAUAGCAGAUGAUCCCCCCCAGCUGCCAGAUACCAGCGAUUUUACACCUGAAUUCAAGUCUUUCGUAUCUCAAUGCCUGACAAAAAAUUACCGUCAGCGUCCAAAGUACCCGAAGCUCCUGGAACAUCCGUUCGUAGUGAAAUCAUGUCGCAGUAACGUGUCUGUGGAGGAGUGGUAUGCCACGCUGCCUAAGAGUGGCGCUCCGCCUUCGCCCGCAUCGCCCAACGGACACUCCAGCCCGCCCACCCCACAACCCAUCAGGAACUUCGUCACCAGCGCGCACCACUGGUCUCCUGACCAGGUCACACCAACGCCUGGACGAGCGAGAUGGGCGUCGCCAUCGCACGCGGGUGGCAGCAGCUCGCAGCCUGCCAGCUUGGAGACGGAUUUCUCCAAUCAUUCGCCUUACCCCAGGCGCAGAACGAUAGAGGCGUGCGCGUCACCGCCGCCGCCCCCCGUGCGCAGAGUUUCCGCAGAGAACCGCUGGAGGGCGUCACCUGCUAGUUCAGGCAACACGAGUCCUAUAGUGCUGCAGAGGUUCUACCAUCAGAGUCAGCAGAGGAGAUCCAGGGUCGACCUGCAUUCUACACCUAGGCAUAGAAGUUUAAGCAGAGAACACAGCACCGGGAGAUCUCCUGAGCCACCACCGAGAACUAACAGACAUCAUAUGUUAGGACAUGAUGCGAACGGCAGCUCGGAACUGGAGCCCCCUCCACUGCACGAGCGGUUACAUCCUCCCUCCCCCCUACUGCUUAGUGACAGAUUGUCAGAAGGACGCAGUCAAAGUCUGACGCGUGCGGAGUUACGCAACGGAUAUCGGUCUGACGUCGCGACACCGAACAAACAUCAUGACGAUCAAGAUGGGGUACGAGCGAGAGUUGGAGCGUUCCCGCGUCUCCCUUGCCGCCGCGAUCAGCGCCCUCGCGUCCCGCAGACUAGCGCCCCCUCCCAGAGCCCGCUGGCGCAGGGCUGCGUGCUGCGCCCGGGGAGUCGCCCGGUCUGGUGCACCAGCCAGGCGGUCACGCCGCGCCCCGCCUGGGCCGAGCCGCGCCCGCUGUCGCGCCGUGAUCCACAAACCGUACACUCUUAGACCAUGCAUAUGACGGGACACGGUUAGCCACAGCCGCAUUGAAUUUGAGGUUGCUAGCUUUUAGUACACAGCUGACCUCGUCUCGACUAGUCGUUGUGUGUACGUGACCUUAAUUACGUCACAAUUUCGCUUCUUUUGUAUUGACAAUGUUUUCACUUGGCUUCAACAGCUUUAAAUAUACACUUUACUUGGUCAAUAACAUCAAAUUUAACAUUAUGGCAAAGCUUCUCGCGUUAUCUGUAACGUUUAAAUUGCGCGCGAAAUGCAUUGACAGAUUAAAAAUGGCGGAUUCACUAGUAAAAAAUGUAUUUUGGAAAUAUCUUUGAUAGCGGAUUUAUACUUGUAAAAUAUUGUUCACGUAAUAAAGCUGAGUGAAAACAUAAUUUAUUAACUAAGACCAAUAUAUAUCAUGGCUGUAAUUUUGGUAUCGCGUUCGAUAUUUUUACAUUUGGAAGAGGAUCGUGUUGGUGUUAGUUAUGAGGUCGGCUUGCUAGUGUUGUGAAUACGACUGAUGUACUGUUCGGGCUUAAAUAAUUUUUUAAAGAUAUAAGAUUUCGAUAAACCAAUGACUUUUCUUUUAACUGUGGUUAUCGAUUUUUUCUUUAUCUGUACCUUUAUCACUUUUCUGUCUGUGACGUAAAAAAAAACAAUUGUCUAUGGUCGUCGAAAUCUUUUAUAUCUGUCGAUUGUUGUAAAAUGUAUUAUAGUAUUUUUGAAAUGCGAGAAAAUUCUUUAAAAUUGUGUGAGAGUUUAUUGUAACUCUGGAUUAGAAUGUUUUCAUGAAACAGCACUGUCUGGUAAAAAGGAAUGUGUAGGUUUGGUGUUUGAUUAUUUAAACAUACCUAAGUGCAAUUCACAAAUAGCGAUAUAUUAAGCUAAAAACACCAAAAAGUUCAAGACAAUUACGUUUUAAUGUAAAUAUAUUGAUAAGUUUCGCUUAUAUUUGAUAAUAAAGAGAGAUUUGCGCUAGAGUUAGUUUAGCUGAGGUAUUACGGCGUGCGACUUUGGAUCUUAUGUACAAUAGCAAUAGUGUAUAAUUUUGUUAAGCAUCGUCGCUUGUUAAUUCAAUCACCUUAUGCGAAAAGACUCGUAAUUUCGUGUUUUUUUCAGCUAAUUUCAAUACUAAAAGGACAAUAAAUAGAUUUGAAUUCGGAUACUGUUCGCGUAAAGUUUGAAAGAUAUAAAUUCGUGCGAAAAUUCCUAUUUAUGAUUUAUAUAGUGAAAAAAAUAUAUAUUUCGAUGUAAAUAUCAUGUAUAUUAUAUAUUUAAGGUACGUUUCAAAUGCAAUAAAUAAAAUCGAUUCAUUUUUCUAUACAAUUGUGACGAAUGCGGUUUGUCUAUGGUCAGAUAAGAGUUUUUUCCAAACAUUGUAAAAGCGGUACAUUUUAUUUUUCGACCAAAUGUAUAGAAUAGUUGUUUUUUUUUCUAAGAUAGAUUUUCUAUCUUCAUCGCAAGUGCAAUCAAAAACGCGUUUUGUCAUUUUUUGCGUUUUUAACGAAAUAAAUGUUAAAUAUUCGUAAAACGCAAAAAAAAAUUUCAAGGGUGCUGUUUUGUAAAUAUUUUUUUUUUCGUAAGAUAAAACUCAAUGUCACAUAAAAGGUUUUAUCUAUUAAGUUUUAACAUUUUGUAAUAUUUUGUAUAGAUUAUUUUAUGAAAAUC
Molecule: messenger RNA, 3809 nt
Organism: Papilio xuthus (Asian swallowtail)
Lineage: Eukaryota; Metazoa; Arthropoda; Insecta; Lepidoptera; Papilionidae
Gene: hep
Product: hemipterous
Exons: 15
Coding region: 138-2150 (670 amino acids)
Biological process (GO): protein phosphorylation
Molecular function (GO): ATP binding; protein kinase activity
Source: RefSeq, a predicted model, not a curated record